Molecule: messenger RNA, 936 nt
Organism: Ogataea angusta
Lineage: Eukaryota; Fungi; Ascomycota; Pichiomycetes; Pichiales; Pichiaceae
Exons: 1
Coding region: 1-936 (311 amino acids)
Source: RefSeq, a predicted model, not a curated record
AUGGCCGAUGCUCUCCGGCACGCAGAAGAACGCGAGCUGGAGGAGGUGGCACGAUUUACGUUUAGCCACCGGCGGGCUCCGGACACCCAGUUUGACUCCCCGCUGGUGAAUAGCGCCAUUCGUCUGCACCUUGCGGUCGUCGCAGACCGUGCUCUGCUGGACUCGCUGCAGCCCGCUCUUUUUGCAGAGAACCGUCCUCUAACACUAGAAUACCAUGUUCUGAGACUUUUGGGCGGCCACACCGACGACAGUGUCUACGAAGCCGCGCUGGAACUUCUAGAACAACUCACCGAACAAGAAACACGCCUGUUCCCCACCGCUCUCAUCGUUUGCAACUUCAAAUACCUCUACGGAACGUAUCUGGCGGGACUCAAUAAAAAUGCUGCCGCGUUGCCGUAUUUACUGGAUACCUACUUGAGCUCACAGCUGGACUUUCUCGCUGGUCCAAAGCCAGACUUUGAGCGCAACUUUCAGCUCGUCGUGCAAUCUUUGCUGCUUAUACCUUACGGCUACGCAAAGCUGGACGCCCUGCGACAAAUCGUGAGUCGCCUGGACAACCAGCCGUUUGCCAUCGACGAAAACACACGCACUCUUCUCGCCAACAUGAAAAACGAGCAUAUCUUCCCCAUAGACCGCCAUAUCGUCUCUCGGCUCGUGCCGUGUCACCGUCUGGACGAUGCGGUCCUGCUCCUCGUCCAGUUCAUCAUCAUAGCGACCUCGAAAACGUUCACCACGAUCAAAAUCUCCACGCUCGUCCGCAUCCUGGGCCUCCAAGUGUCCGACUCCGAAAUGCUGGACCUGGUGCUCGCACUCAUUUCUGAGCGCAAGCUGGACGCGACUGUCGACGAAGUCGACAUGACGGUGCACUUUGCCCGCACCAGACAGCACGAACAAAAGCUCUUCUCCACGCUACAGCUACUCGAUAAACUAUCCUGA